Molecule: messenger RNA, 1044 nt
Organism: Penicillium cinerascens
Lineage: Eukaryota; Fungi; Ascomycota; Eurotiomycetes; Eurotiales; Aspergillaceae
Exons: 2
Coding region: 1-1044 (347 amino acids)
Source: RefSeq, a predicted model, not a curated record
AUGGACUUCGAGUCCACCGAUGCCCUCGGAGGCAGCACAGGAGAAGAAGACCUGUUUUCCCCUGUGCUUGAGGACAUGACUGACGCUGUUCCAAAGAACACAGAGGCGUCAUCUUCCGGCGACGCGCCACCGACAACAAGCUCGGACUGGGAUGAAGAUUCGGAUCAGCCGGACUUCAACCAAGCCCUCGGUCCGCAUAUCGGGCAAAUCGCCAAAUCUCUCGACGCCUACACAUCACUACUCGGGGUGAAGUCGGAGUCUCUGGACUUCGGUAAGGAUCCUGAGGGGUCUGUAGGUCCACUCGAGAAGUUACAGGAAGACCUGGAGAAGGUGGAGAAAACGGCUCGACAACUGCGAUUUCAUCUUCAAUUUGGAGACUACGCCGGCCGCAUUUGGAACUGCCUCCGUUCCGCAUCUCGCCUUGCCAGCAAGCCCUUACCGGAUUCCUUGCGCACUGUCACGGAACGCCUUGAGAGCCCGGCUCUCGACGGGGGUCAAACCCUGAAGACCCUUCGAGAAUGUAUCGAAAUUCUCAAAGGAGGAGGUGUUCAAGUGGACGUGAACGUGGAGAUGGCCAAGGUGGCAAUUGGUAUGUACGCGACCCGCAACCUGCUCUGCCAUGUAGACAACAAGACGCGCAAAAAGGCCUCGAAAGAGGACCUUGAUGCUCUUGUGGGCCUUCUACCAGAUGAACAGAAACCGAAUCGCGAACACUGGCAAGGUAUUGUGGGACAGUGGGAGGCAGCAGGUGAGUGGUUGGCUGACGCGCGGUGUCGGACCGCUAGCCAAUCUCGUUUCCUUUCCAAUGCGCCAAGCGGCGAGCCCGAGGAGAAGGAGGAGUUUAAACAGGCCGUCAUGGACGGCUUGUUCCAUGAGUCGAUCGAUCGCCUUUACGAUGGAGGGGCACGGAGACCGCAUAUUCCCCGCCGGACUCGUCAGUCGGCAGGGUCAGACCCAGUUCCCUACGUUCCUUGCAAACGAGAGACGACCUUGUCCCCGCCGUUAUCUCCGUCUGCAAAACGCAAACGCCCAUCCAAAAGAUAA